Messenger RNA from Thrips palmi, 1182 nucleotides. RefSeq lists its product as uncharacterized. The record is from RefSeq and is a predicted model, not a curated record. The transcript has a single exon. NCBI's taxonomy places the organism in Eukaryota, Metazoa, Arthropoda, Insecta, Thysanoptera, Thripidae. Bases 162 to 1118 code for a protein of 318 amino acids.
AAAAUGACAAAAUUUUUUUUUUCCAAAAAUGCCCCAUUUUUGACCCUUCCCAAGGGUAGGUUAGGACAGGUGACCUGGGGGAAUCAAGAUGGCGCUGGGGGACCUGGGGGUAUUUAUACUACUACCCGAAUCGCCUCCUCAUUUUUGCCUCCUCUGAGACCAUGAAGAUGCUGGGGUCGUGUGAUAUGCUGUUCAGCGACGGCACAUUUAAGACUGUGCCUCAGUCAUUCGCACAGUUGUUCAGCAUCCACGGCCGCUACAUGGGCUUCGUCUUCCCCAUGGUGUUUGUCCUCACGACCCGCAUGACAGAGGACACGUACAGAAGAGUGUACGAGCAGGUGAAGAGCAGGUGUGCCGAGCUUGGCGUCACAUUUGGUCGUGACGGCCUGUCGUUCAUGAUGGACUUUGAGAUAGCCAAUAUUAAUGCUGUCCAAGCCCUGUUUCCUCGAGUUAACGUGAAAGGGUGCCUCUUUCAUUUUGAUCAAAUGCUCUGGACAAGAGUGGUGGAGCUGGGCCUCAAGAAUGAAUACGAGACAGUGGGAAGUGACAUCCGCCAAGACGUCGUGACGCUCAUGGCCCUUCCCUUCAUCCCUCUCGAAGACCUGGAAGAGACCUUCAACGAAGUGACAGAAGAAAUGGACCAGCGGCUGGACGACAUCGUGACUCACCUUGAUGUGCACUACGUCAGAGGUGUGGAGCGACGGCGGAGACGCGUUGCACCACGCUUCGGACCUGCGAUCUGGAACACCUACGAAGCUGCACUCGCUGGGGAACAGAGAACCAACAACGCAGUAGAGGGCUGGCACAACCACCUGCAGCGCUUGAUGGUUAUCCGCCACGCAAGCAUCUGGAGGUUCCUGGAGAAUUUGAAGAAGGAAGAAAACGAAAUUUUCACCCAACUGACCCAGGUCAGAGGAGGCCACACCAAAAUCAAGGAGCCGGUCAACAAGAAGUACCUGACGAACCAGCGGCAAGUUGAGCAGAUCGUCAGCAACUACCAGCGCUACAAGGACGGCGGCGAAGUCCUGACCUACCUGAGGGCCAUCGGGUACCAUCUGAAGGCCGGAGCUCCACCCAACGACCAGCAGGAGGGCCAGGAUGAGGAGGACCAGGAGUAAGGUGCGUAUUUUUCUCAUGAGAAACGUCCUAGGGAGAGCGACAAUAGGAUCAUCUGACCUAAGA